AUGUCAAUCAAUAACAACAGUAAUAAUGAAAUAAGAUGUCCAGAACAUAAAAAACAAUGUAAAAUAAUAUGCUAUCAAUGUAAUCAAUUGCUUUGUACUAUUUGUUUGACCGAUAGAUUCAAUGAACAUCGGAAUCAUACCAUUCAACAUAUCAAUAAUAUAAAAAAUAAUCUAUUAAGUAGAUCAUCCAGUAGCAAAAGAUCUAUUAAUAAUAGUGAUGAUGAUGAUAAUAAUAAUAAUACCGCCGAUCAAUAUGAUAUAAAUUCAAAACUGUUGAAUGUAUGGAUUUCUCUAAAGUCAUUGGCUACUAGACAUCAGCUAUUGGAAUUCAAAGAGAGUGAAAUAGCUUCUUACUUCCGAGAGCUUCAUGAAUAUCUGGUGAUCGAGGAACAUCGAUUGAAGAAGCCCAUUGCCCAUGAUCUUGAAACCAUCAAGCAACAAAUACCCAAACAAAUCAAUGAGAUGAAGUCUCUCGUAAAUAUAAUCAACACCUCCAAUAAACAAGAAAUGAACAAACUUAAAAAAGAUGAACAUUUAGUUGGCGAGGAGGAAGAAGAAGAUCAACAUCAACAACAACAAGAUAUAAAUUAUAUUAAUACAGUUCAAUCAACAAUUGAAUCGAUUAAUCAAUCCGAUACAAUGGUUGAGUUCAUCGAAAAUAAUUUAUUGUUUAAAAACGAUAAUGACAAUCUUCGAGGUUUUUAUGGCAAUGUAGAUGAUCCACUUGAAAUGACAAACAUUUUAGAAUUGGUGAAUAAACAUUUCUUACAAUUUAAAUCGGUGGCUCGACAAGAACAGCAACAAAGCCAGAUGUUUGAUGAAUAUAGGUUUACCAUUAAACCAUUUGAUAAGAAACAAUUUAGUUCGAUUAUAAAACAAUCGAUUCAAAAGACAAUCACACAAACCUAUAUCUUUUCAGGACAUCAACACCGUGGUGUUUCGCUGAUUUCGCUACUUGACAACUCGAUGAUACCUAUCAAUGCUGAAUCGGAACUCUUCAUGACUUACAACUCGUUCGUUGCAGUAGAUCGACAUAUCUAUAUCUUUGGCGGAGCGAACCAGCAGAACAAAGCGACCAACCAAUACUCUAGAUUCUCACUCGAUCUAAUGUGUUUCGAUAUGCUAGCCGAUAUCGACGGUGGCGUUGAAGGUGGACGAUCCAUCUCGGUUUGUUACGACGGUUCCUCACACAUCUAUCUGGUGAACGGAUGCACCGACGUCAACAACCAAGUCGUUCGACACCACCGAAUCGAUCGUUUCAACUUGAACACUCACAAAUUCGAGAAAUACUAUAGUUUCGUAGCGAGUGGAUCGAAUCACGUCCUCUCAUUCUUCUUUGAAGGACUGCUCUACUCUGUUCCUACCACCGAGCAGAAGCUCUAUAUAUUCAAUCCGGUCAGCAAGCGGCUCGAUACCUUCUCAUCUGAGCGUCUUUUCACACGAUCGUUUGCGGCGUGCACCGACGGCAACGGAAACAUCUAUAUCCACUCUACGGAUAUGCGAUUCAUCCGGCUCAACGUCACCAACAAGAGCGUUGAAUACUUGGCACCGGCGGCGCGCUUCGAUUCCGCAAUCCCAAUGAUCUACUAUCAAUCAAAGAAUGAGUCAUUCAUCUACUUUAUGGGUGGUAAAGAUAUUGGAAACUAUCGAUACACCAUAGCAAGCAACAAAUGGAAACCAUUUUUAAAACAUGAUCAUUCUCAACGAGUUGCGUGUGGUGGUGCACUCAUACUAACAUUAUAA
Heterostelium album PN500 is the source of this 1743-nucleotide messenger RNA. RefSeq lists its product as uncharacterized. The record is from RefSeq and is a predicted model, not a curated record. Lineage: Eukaryota; Evosea; Eumycetozoa; Acytosteliales; Acytosteliaceae. Gene Ontology annotation, molecular function: protein binding; zinc ion binding. The transcript has a single exon. Bases 1 to 1743 code for a protein of 580 amino acids.